AUGCGAUUGUACGAUCCAUCCGAGUGGAGAGCAGAUGUUAGUACGCCGUGUGGCACGCUUCCGUGCGGAUGUGCCAUUCAGUCCCGUGAUGUGGAGAGUAGCUCCAAGUUCUGUGCGUGUGAAGGAAAAUGUGGGCAAGUCUUAAUCCAAGUGUUCCGUGAACCUCAAAAAGAUAUGGUGGCGAAACGCUGGGUUGCGAACCUCUCCAUCUUGCUUCCAUGGAUUAUCGUACUCGUCUUCCUGAUCUCCUCAACAAGAUCAGAAGUGGCUCCUCUAGAACCUGGUUUGAACGAUGUCCCAGUCGUCAUUCCUGUACCAGCAUCAAAUGGAAAUGCGACGAAUUCUACAGCUAGUGGGGAAACAGGGAAAGGAUUUGUCCAUGCGUUUGUGGCAGCAUUGAGUAUAGUGGUAGUCUCGGAGAUAGGAGACAAAACGUUCUUCAUUGCGGCAAUUAUGGCCAUGCGACAUCCAAGGUCUACGGUGUUCCUUGGAGCCGUAUCAGCACUGUUCUUAAUGACAUCGCUUUCAGCUGCUUUGGGAUAUGCUGUACAAGUUAUUCCGAAGAUAUACACUUAUUACGUAUCCGCGGGCCUGUUUGCAAUAUUUGGGAUCAAGAUGUUGAUUGAGGGCAUAAGAAUGAAACCUGACGAGGGACAAGAAGAGCUGGAGGAAGUUCAGUCAGAUUUGCGUCGUCGCGAAGAAGAGGCCGAAAGGUCGCCAGGAAAUGCGGAGGCUCCACGACCGGGUUCCUCGGCAAGUCAUCGAUCAUCACGACCGACUCCGAGUGCUUGGAAAGUUUUAGCUAGAGUAUUUUUGCAAGCUUUUACAAUGACCUUCCUUGCGGAAUGGGGUGAUCGGUCACAGAUCUCAACGAUUGUGCUAGCUGCCACAGAGAACGUAUGGGGCGUUACCUUAGGAGGAACAAUUGGGCAUUCAUUGUGCACGGGUGUAGCAGUUAUUGGCGGUCGCAUGGUCGCCCAACGGAUAUCGGUGAAAACUGUGACGAUAAUCGGAGCAAUUGUGUUCCUGCUCUUCGCCUUAUCUUCCCUGUUCAUCGGUCCCGACGGAUUCUCAGGAUUUUGAAAGCCAGGACGAAGCUUGAAACAAAACAAAAAGACGAGAAAAAAAGAAAAGACGCCAAGGUGCAAACCUCGUAAUGGAGGCUACUUAGAACAACGCGUUGUUUUGUCCCAAUCGUCUGAUUUUUCCACUUCCACGCAGUGUUUUCGUUCCGUUUAUCUAAAGGUGAGUUCAAAAGCUUGACUGGCGAAUGUGAAGUGAAGAAAACCCCGGUUAUCUGUCAUACGUGGAAUUGUUUUAAGAUUCUGUUUUUCUAGUAUGUCGAACAGACCGUCUGCCAUAAAAUUUAGUUGUGUUGCGGGUACGUGACUGGAAAGUAUGACGAAUCAGUUGAAAUUCAGUUUCUUGUUGAUUGAUUUGACUAUGAACCGUAGCUGACGGAAAAGAAAUCAUGAGAAAAUUGUUCCUUGAUGUCAUUAAGCAUUUAACUUGUUCUUAGUUAGAAAAUGCUCUUCUUUCAGUCACGUACUGGGUCAAAUUUCUCAUUCAGGUUGGUCAAGUACUGGAACAGAGCUUUUGCAUUUGGUCACGUACCAGAGCCACGCCUUUAUUUUUUUCCCCUCUCUUAUUUUGGUAUCAUUCCUUUUUUGACGUGGAUUAGGACGAUUUCUGUUACUAGAAAGAAGUGCAAGAUGAAACGUCAGGUGAUUUUUAGAAUGUGUGUUGUGUGUCUCCGCUGAACAGUGGAAUAUUCUCUGUGGAAAAUUUGAAGAUGCUGCUAGGAUUGGAGGUGUUGAAAAGACUUCGAUGGUUGAAAUGUGUCGCGCGGAUUUGUUUUUCGUGUCCAAAGAAGGGAUAUAAAGAUCUUUCGGAGUGAGUCUGAAACAGUGCUCAUA
Messenger RNA from Notodromas monacha, 1916 nucleotides. NCBI's taxonomy places the organism in Eukaryota, Metazoa, Arthropoda, Ostracoda, Podocopida, Cyprididae. The record is from the annotation of a GenBank genome assembly.